This is a messenger RNA of Lycium barbarum (goji berry), 962 nucleotides long. RefSeq names its product probable aquaporin TIP-type RB7-5A. Gene Ontology annotation, molecular function: water channel activity. Lineage: Eukaryota; Viridiplantae; Streptophyta; Magnoliopsida; Solanales; Solanaceae. Bases 88 to 840 code for a protein of 250 amino acids. The record is from RefSeq and is a predicted model, not a curated record. Gene Ontology annotation, cellular component: plant-type vacuole membrane. The transcript is spliced from 3 exons. Gene Ontology annotation, biological process: transmembrane transport; water transport.
AGAACCAUCAAAUUUUAAGCAAAACCCAAUUGGCAAGGGACUUAAAUUGAGCUUCUUUAGGUACAUUCUUUAGUGGGAGCCAAAAAAAUGGUGAAGCUUGCCUUUGGUAGCAUUGGUGACUCUUUUAGUGUUGGGUCAUUAAAGGCCUACUUAGCUGAGUUUAUUGCUACUUUGCUCUUUGUAUUUGCUGGGGUUGGAUCUGCUAUUGCUUAUAAUAAGUUGACUUCAGAUGCAGCUCUUGACCCAGCUGGUCUAGUAGCAGUGGCUGUGGCUCAUGCAUUUGCCUUGUUUGUUGGGGUAUCCAUGGCAGCCAAUAUCUCAGGUGGACAUUUGAAUCCAGCUGUUACUUUGGGAUUGGCUGUUGGUGGAAACAUCACCAUCUUGACUGGAAUUUUCUACUGGAUUGCCCAAUUGCUUGGCUCUACAGUUGCUUGCCUCCUCCUUAAAUUCGUCACUAACGGUUUGGCUGUUCCAACUCAUGGAGUUGCUGCUGGGCUCAGUGGAAUUGAGGGAGUGGUAAUGGAAAUAAUCAUAACCUUUGCACUUGUCUACACUGUUUAUGCCACUGCAGCAGACCCCAAAAAGGGCUCACUUGGAACCAUUGCACCCAUGGCAAUUGGGUUCAUUGUUGGGGCCAACAUUUUGGCAGCUGGCCCAUUCAGUGGUGGGUCAAUGAACCCAGCUAGAUCAUUUGGGCCAGCUGUGGUUGCUGGUGACUUUUCACAGAACUGGAUUUACUGGGUUGGCCCACUCAUUGGUGGAGGAUUGGCUGGGUUUAUUUAUGGAGAUGUCUUUAUUGGAUCACACACCCCACUUCCAAACUCAGAAGACUAUGCUUAAAAGAAGAAGUCUUCAACAAUGUUUUCUUUGUGUGCUUUAAAUGCAAUGUUGAUUUUAAUUUAAGAUUUGUAUAUUAUGCUAUGCAAGAAGUUUGUUUCCAAUGAAAUAUCCUGUUUGGUUUA